Messenger RNA from Nematolebias whitei (Rio pearlfish), 3196 nucleotides. RefSeq names its product protocadherin beta-15-like. Gene Ontology annotation, biological process: homophilic cell-cell adhesion. Gene Ontology annotation, cellular component: plasma membrane. Gene Ontology annotation, molecular function: calcium ion binding. The coding region runs from base 47 to 3196 and encodes 1049 amino acids. NCBI's taxonomy places the organism in Eukaryota, Metazoa, Chordata, Actinopteri, Cyprinodontiformes, Rivulidae. The transcript has 4 exons. The record is from RefSeq and is a predicted model, not a curated record.
GAUUUAUUGUCUCUAAGGAGGAUUAUAGCUGCGUUGUUUUGUAACCAUGGAACAAAGAAGAGCCGAAGCGUGCGGGCAGAGACGAUGUUUUCUUGGAUGUGCGCUCGCGGUGCUUCUUUGUCGAGCUGCUUUUGCACAAAUACGAUAUUCAAUUUCAGAAGAGGUCAACGAAGGAGUUGCUGUCGGGAACAUAGCGAAGGAUUUGGGUUUAGAAAAAAGCACGCUGACAGAAAGGAAAUACAGGAUAGUGUCUGGUGGUGCGUCUCCUCCUUUUCACGUUAACCAAAACGACGGUGUUCUUUACGUAAGCCGACACAUCGACAGGGAAGAACUGUGCGAGCACAGCACGUCGUGCGUAUUAAACCUCAAAACCGUGCUUGAGAACCCGCUGGAGAUCCACUAUGUCGCUGUCCAGGUGCUGGAUUUAAAUGACCAUUCUCCCAGUUUCCCAGAUAAAGAAAAAACGUUGGAGAUUUCCGAGUCCGCGCUACCCGGAGUGCGCAUCCCGCUCCCCCCAGCACGAGAUCCAGACGUCGGACCUUUCUCCGUCCAGCAUUAUAAACUCAGCUCCAGUGAUCACUUUCGUUUGGAGGUUAAGGACAAAGGGGAAGAUGGGAAGAUACCCAUUUUAACUGUGCUUAAGUCUUUGGACAGAGAGGCGCAGAUACGUCACUCAUUAGUGCUGACGGCGCUGGAUGGAGGGAAACCGCCCAAAUCCGGAGAAAUGCAGAUUAUAAUAAAUGUUUUGGACAUAAAUGAUAACGCCCCUAUUUUCUCCCAAGAUGAAUAUUCGGUGAUGAUCGAUGAAAAUGCACCAAUAGGUACUUUAGUUUUACAGCUAAACGCAACUGAUUUAGAUGAAGGUCCGAACGGAGAGGUGGUUUACUCAUUCAGCAGUAUGGUUAAUGAAAAAAUAUUAAAGUUGUUUGACAUAAAUCCGACAACUGGUGAGAUAACUGUAAAAGGCAACAUCGAUUUUGAAGGAAGGGACAGAUAUGAAAUAGAAAUUCAGGCCUCAGACAGAGGUCUAUCUCCUUUAUCUACACAGAAAAGUGUGGUAAUUAAAAUAGUUGACGUGAAUGAUAACGCUCCUGAGAUUGAAGUGACGUCAUUUUCCAGCUCGAUUCCUGAAGAUUCGAGACCAGGAACUACAGUCGCUCUGAUCAGUGUUAAUGACCUGGACUCUGGUCUGAAUGGAAAAGUUAUUUGCUCGAUAAGUGAUGACGUAACUUUUUCUUUAGCUCCAUCCUUACAAGACAAAAUGUUUUCUUUAGUUAUCAAAUCCCUUCUGGACAGAGAGAAACAGUCAAAUUAUGUCAUAACAGUAGUUGCUAAAGAUGCAGGUCAGCCUUCACUGUUAUCUGAGAAGACAAUCAACAUGGUGGUGUCAGAUGUAAAUGACAACAGACCAGAGUUUUUAAUGAGCCCAUAUACUUUUUAUAUCAAAGAAAACAACGAUCCAGGAGCUUCAGUGUUUUCUGUUAAAGCAUAUGAUCAAGAUGAAAAUGAGAAUGCUCAUAUUUCAUAUCUUAUUAAAAGAGAUGGAAGUGAGGAGAGAACAUUAGCCUCAUUCUUAAACAUAAACUCAGAGACUGGAGACAUUGUUGCGCUGAAGAGUUUUGACUUUGAGAUUCUGAAAACCUUCCAUUUCCAAGUUGUGGCCACAGAUUCUGGAGCUCCACGGUCAGCAGGAAUAAUCCACGGCGCACAUGAUGCCUUUGUGAUGGAUUUACGGAAGCGCUCGGAAAUGAGGAUGGAACAAAGAGGACGCGUUCGCGGACAUUUCUCUGGCUUCAUGAUCGCUGUUGUUUUGUGGUGCUCAGCCUCAGCCCAGUUAAGAUAUUCCAUCUCUGAGGAGGUCUACGACGGAACAGUGGCCGGAAACAUAGCAAAGGAUUUGGGGAUAGAUAAAAACACACUAAAAGACCGGAAGUACCGGAUCGUGUCCAGCGACGUGGAUCCGCUCUUCUAUUUAAAUGAGAACGAUGGGAUCAUGUAUGUGAGGCGGAGGAUCGACAGGGAGGAGGUGUGUGAGCAGGGCAGUCGGUGUGUGAUAAAUUUAAAAACCGUGCUGGAAAACCCGUUAGAGGUCCAUUAUGUUGAAGUGGAAAUUCUGGAUUUAAAUGAUCACUCUCCUGAUUUCCUGGAGCGAAACACCACCUUAGAGAUUUCCGAGUCCGUGCUGCCUGGAGCAAGAUUUCAGCUGAAACCGGCGAAGGAUCCAGACAGUGGUCAGUUCUCUGUGCAGCAAUAUAAACUCAGUCAAAACGACCACUUCCGGUUGGAAGUGAAAGAUAAAAGAAACGACAUUAAAAUUCCUGUAUUGGUAGUUCAAAAAUCAUUAGAUAGAGAAACAGCAAAAAGCCACUCGUUGAUUCUCACAGCUCUGGAUGGAGGUAAACCUCCCAAAUCAGGGAAUAUGACUAUUCUGAUAAAUGUUUUGGAUAUUAAUGACAACGCACCAAUUUUCUCUCAAGGUGAAUAUUCUGUUACCCUGAAGGAAAAUGCUGCAGUUGGAACUACGGUCAUACAGGUGAAUGCAACCGAUUUAGAUCAUGGAUUAAAUGGAGAUGUGACUUUCUCUUUUAGCAACAACGUAAACAAAGACUUGUUAAAUCUAUUUGAAAUAAGUGCAGAGGGUGAAAUAACAGUUAAAGGUGUGAUUGACUAUGAAGAUAAGGACGAAUAUGAAUUAGAAGUCCAGGCCACAGAUAAAGGUCUAGCACCUCUUACAGCUGAAAAAAGCAUCAUAAUUAAAAUAAUUGAUAUGAAUGAUAACACUCCUGAGAUUGAAGUUACCUCUUUUUCAAACUCCAUUCCUGAAGAUUCCAGACCAGGAACUACAGUCGCUCUGAUCAGUGUUAAUGACCUGGACUCCGGUCUGAAUGGAAAAGUUAUUUGUACUGUCAGUGAAGAUGGCCCGUUUACUUUAUCACCCACUUUAAAAGAUAAAAUGUUUUCACUUGUCACCAGAACCCAUUUAGACAGAGAGAAAGAGUCAAAAUAUGUUCUGACAAUCAUUGCAACAGAUGCAGGCCAGCCUCCAUUAUCAGCUGAAAGAACAAUCAACCUUGUGGUGUCAGAUGUAAAUGACAACAGACCAGAGUUUUUAAUGAGUCCAUAUAGUUUUUAUAUCACAGAGGGUAACAAUCCUGGAGCUUCAGUGUUUUCUGUUAAAGUGUAUGUGGACCUCUGA